Messenger RNA from Diachasma alloeum, 2445 nucleotides. RefSeq lists its product as uncharacterized. The record is from RefSeq and is a predicted model, not a curated record. The transcript has 2 exons. The coding region runs from base 175 to 1125 and encodes 316 amino acids. NCBI's taxonomy places the organism in Eukaryota, Metazoa, Arthropoda, Insecta, Hymenoptera, Braconidae.
UCUCCUUCCAUGAUGGCGCCCCGCCUCUCUCGGGUUUUCCGUAACGGUCUGGCCCCUCAGACCCCAGACAUCCUCCAUCUUCCCUCGAGUUAAAACGCAAUUUCCCGAGGCAGAAGCCACGUCAACCUAUCGCGCCCCAAAACCCUUGCCAAACACUUCGAGACACUUCCAGCCAUGACUGGCAAGCGAAAAGUGAGUUACUCAUCGUACGAGGAUCACUCCACCGACGAGGACUUCAUCCCCGAGGAGUUCUCCCAGCCCCCAAGGUCAGGGGACACCAGCAUAGCCUCGACAAACUCCCAGGAGCCUCGAAAAAAGCGAGGGCGGGGGCCCUCGAAGCGGCCCUGCACCAACAGAAAUGCCCUGAUGGCGCGGGUGAAUCGUCAGAGGAAGAAGGAGUACCUGGAGAGCAUCGAGACGAAGCUGACGUACUACAGAAAGGCCAACAAGAACCUCGCCAAUGUCGUGCAACAGCAGGGGAUUGACCUGAAGAGACUGAGCGCCGAGGUCUCCUACCUCAGGAGCAUCAUCAACAACAACACGAGCAUCACAACCCUCUUGAGGACGAUGAACGAGUCCCUGAGGCGGAGCAAGUGCAGGACUGAGGAGGACAACUGGGACUCGGAGCUCUUCCCAGGGUCCCAGGCAGCCCUCGGGGGAACCCCCAAGACCUCGCCAGAGCCGUCAGCACCAGGUAAUGAUAAUGAAUUUUAUCAGAAGCCCAGCAAGACUCUGCUGUCCUCCGUGGAGUCUGACCACAGUUACUCGAAUGGAAUUGUCACUAAUGAUAUCUUUAAUUUUGAAGGCAUCAAUUGUGAUCCUUCCUUCAGGGGAGGUGUUGACCUCGUGGGUAAUCCCAAUGUUAUUAAUUCGAAUGAAGAUUCACAGCUUGGGAUAACUGAUGUGGACAUUGGCCAGUUGGGGGACUUCGAUACUGAUAUUUUUGAUCUGCCUAACGAUGGAAGCGAUGGGAUUGAUUUGUUCAGGAGUGAGCAGCCACAGCCGGAGAAUCUUUUUGAUAAUCUUGAUGGCAGUGGGAUUUGUCUGCACGUUAAUUCGGGGAAGAUUUCACUUGAGUAUUGCUCCAUUUGCCAUCUCAACAGCAUUAACUCUGAUGACCCUUGAGGGGUGUGGGGAGCGUUGAUUUUUGUUGGGGGUUUAUUACUGAAUGCUGAGGCUAUUUUCAAUGUUUUUGUUGAGUUGUAUUGUGUCAGAGGUGCGGGGAACAUUCAUUGAAAUAACUGGGGGAUUGGGAGGAAAAUUCUAUUGCUUUUUUAAUUUUUUUGGGCGAUUUUAUGGGAAAAUAGAACAGAAUUCGAUUUCGAAUUCAAAGUUUUUUUUUGUUCAAUUUCUUCAGUGAAGAGAAAAAAAUGUCAGUAGAAAGAUGAUGACAUUCUCCUUUUUCAAAAAUUAAUGGAAUUUUCAAUAGAAUUAUCUAUCGAAUUCUCCAGGUUUUCCUAUGAAAUUUUUUCGUUCAUGCCAAUUCGAAUAUUUAUAAACAUAAAUUAAGGUAGCCUCUAAGCUGUUUGAUAAGGUAUGGACGUCGAUCUAAGGCAUUUGUUUCAUUUUUUACGAUAAAAUAUUCUGUACAUUGAUUUCUCCUCCGAGACUCUAUGGACGUUUUUACUUUUGCAGGGUAUUAGGUGGAGAUGGAUGAAUUAUAAACGAUUGUGCCCCUUGUAAUGGAAUUGAAAGCACCGAUAAUGUUGAAGUGAAAGUUGUCACUAAGCUGGGAUUGCUUGUCUCGGAGCCAUUCGUUUUCUUAAUUAAAAAAACAUAUAUUUGUUACGAAAAUAUGUUAACAGCUGUUUAAACAGGUUGAGUAUGAACGUAUCACCAUGAUUUUUCUAAUUCUUCGAGUCAAAGUAGUUUUCAUUUGCUGAAAUUGUUUCUUUCAACUUAAAAAUCAAAAUCAAAAUUUUUUCAUCAAUUUGUUUUGAACUAAAAAUGCUUCGAGACAAUUUUUAUUAACUGAAAAAUGUGAAGAUGAGUUUCUCAUUGCAAACGGCCAUUUAAGUUUCAGCCAUCGAGUUGUCAACGGCUCCAGGGAUUCCAGCAGCCAAAGGUGAAAAUAAUUAUCAACCAUCCACCACUCGUCAAUAUUAUUUUCAAUUCCUAAAAAUGGUAAAAUUUUUUUUUCAUCUGACCGAUGAAAAAUCCUGCCUCUAUCCAUUCCAGAAUGAUUUUUCUCAACGAUCCUGCAUUAGUGAACUGCUCAUUUUUAUCAUUUGUCUGUGAUAAUUAUUAGAUUUCUCCAUUUGAGGGCGUGCUUUCUACAAUAUUUUUCUAAUUUGUCCACAUUUACAGAUAUCGGAGGAGAAAUUAAUAUUUUUUAUCAUGUAAGUUGUGGUAAUGUCUUUAUAAAAGAAUAGUGACGUGUGUUAUGCUGUAAUUACGAUAAAAUACUGAAAUUAUUAAAAAAAAUACACAAUAUUCUGAAUAACA